Molecule: messenger RNA, 1351 nt
Organism: Rhodamnia argentea
Lineage: Eukaryota; Viridiplantae; Streptophyta; Magnoliopsida; Myrtales; Myrtaceae
Exons: 1
Coding region: 131-1150 (339 amino acids)
Biological process (GO): protein phosphorylation
Molecular function (GO): phosphatidic acid binding; protein serine/threonine kinase activity
Source: RefSeq, a predicted model, not a curated record
AAGCAACCAGUUACUUUUCUCUCUCGAAGAAAAGUUUCGUCAUCUUUUCUUCAAUUGCUCUCAACACCAUAGGUCAACAACUUCCUGAUCAAGCUGAUUCCUGAAGAGACCUGCAGAAGCUGAGCCUUUCAUGAUGAGUUUCUUCUACUCCAAUUACUAUGACUCAGGCCAUGGUGAUAGAGGGUAUCAUCCAAAUUCUUAUGAUUCCUCCAGCAAUUUCGCUUCUUACUAUGACCGCAGGUUCGACGGCGAGACAGAGUUCUCAGAUCACGUCCCGGCUCAAUACUACACAACUUACGAUUAUGUUCCUCCUCAGACCACAAUUUCGUACUCUGCCUCCACUUUCCGCCACUCCGACUUGAUCAAGAUCGACCCGCAUGCCUAUUACAGCGGCAGCUAUGAUCGGAACUCGACCCGUUUCGUAGUUGGUUACUCGACGGCGGAGUUCAACGAGCCUGAUUUCGAAGAGUACGAUCCGAAACCUUACGGCGGUGGCUAUGACCCUUCUCUCACUUAUGGGAAACCCCUCCCACCAUCUGCAGAGAUCUGUUAUCCUCAUUCCACGAGGGUUCAAGAUCCGCCGGCGCUAGGCGGUGUUCGAGACGGAAUUCCCGAAUUGCCUAUCGCUAUAGCGGAAGAUGAGGAAGCAAGAAAGCCUGGAGCAGGAAGCGAAAUCGAACCAGCCAAGAUUGAUCAGGGAGGGCAAAACUCUUCCCAUCAAACAGAAGAAGGCUCGGAUCAUGAAGAGAGCGAGCAAAGUUACGAUGAGAAUCCGGGCUACUCUCCUUGGGGUGGUUAUGGAUGCGGGUUCCAGAGGAUGGCACCCCCGGCUCCGCCUGGCUGCGGGUUGGAUGCUUGGGAUAUCUGCGACGGCAUACACGGGUAUUGGCCUUGCUUGUCUAGGGACUACAGGAGAGACUAUGGAGCUGAAAAAACUGCUGAUAGAGAAUAUUGCAGAAGGAAUGAAGAUCCGUGGCAGGGCACUGCUGAUUAUCUUUUCGGAAACGCCGACCCUUACGCCGAUCGAAGGUAUGAUUCCCAGGUGAGUCCUGGGCACUAUCAUGUGCAUGCACCUGAAAGGCAAAGUGAAGGGCAACUGUAUUAUAAUCAGGUUCAGCAUGACUACUAUGGGGAUUCAAAUUCUUGGUAGGUCGAACAUCAGGACCGUCUUCUUCGCAGAUCGAAACGAAUCUCAGGUGCUCAUGUCGUUGGUUCUGAGAUUCGGUUCAUCGAGACGACCGUCCUGAGAUCCUUUUUCACGUUUUUUCUUACGGCUUAAAGCUUGAUGCAACUGGAGUUAUGUAGUAGGGAACUGGGAAUGAACGAGGAGGUGAGAAUUCAAUUCACUGGC